CUAGGAGUGACACACCGCAUGUGUCACAUGGUAAACCCACCUGAGCUAAUUUUCAGCGCCACAUAGAAGGCGGUGCGCACCUCUUCCUACAGGACAGGAUUUCAAAUAGUAAUCUUGUAAUUUUGUAUAAUAUAACCUACUAAAAUUACCGCAGCACAACUGAGAAAAUGAACAGUAUCGUUCGUAUCAUAUGCAGUACCUUACGAGGUUCCCGGUUAGAUAAUCUCUUCAUGCCAUUCCGACAUUGAAUUGAGCGUAGAUAUAGGUUCACCAUUCGAAAGACAAACUUUCGUCACAUUUCGUCACAGCCUGACGUCGAUAACCUUCACGACAUGAUUCGUGAGCGCAUUCCCGGCUCUUUGGUGGACUCUCCUGUCACGUCCCUUACGGCAGCGUGAAGCCUUACUCCAGUGUCUUUGGUAGCAGUCGCGCGCGGGUUCGCUUCGUCUGUGAAAAAUACUACAGCCAGCUGCUUGAAUAUAGGGAUUGUGUCGUUCAGUAUCUGAGAAGGUCGGAGGUUUAGCAAGACGUCCGAACAACCCCAGCAUGGAAAAGCUUCUUGCCUUGGCCAUCUUAUCUUUCACAGUCGGUUUCAGCUGGAGCCGAAGAGUGUCUGUGCCAUCAGGCACUCUGGUGCGGGUGGAAGGCCAGGCGUUGUCUCUGCGCUGUGAAGUGUCUGACUUCGAGGGCCCUGAGGAGCAGGACUUUGACUGGAAGGCAACACGAGGGGCACAAACCGUGAACAUCAUCUCCACCUGGGAGCCAUCAUUUCCAGAGCAGGCCUUAAGGGGCCGUGUGCUAAGUGGAGACAUCAGUGUGCACAGGCUGGGGGGCAGUGUGGUGGAGCUGAGGAUCCGAGAAGCCAGGGUGACUGACAGCGCCACCUACACAUGCAGCACCCCCAGCACUGACGCCACCAUGAGAGGAAACUAUGAUUCUGAUGUGCAAUUAAGAGUAAUUCCUAAUACACUGAGCUUGGCCCCUCAAGUUCCAGUCAACUUGGUCACGGAGGGUAGAUCCAUCCGUCUUCACUGCAAUGUCUCCCAGAAUUUCACAGAUGGAAUUUACCUCUCGGUUACCUGGUCUAUUAAAAAGGGUGAGGUACUACAAGAGGACCUCCUGACUUUCGGCCCUGACAUGGGUGUGACUGUUGGUAGCAGUUUCAGCCGACGCUACGCAGAAGAUGAAAUGCAUCUGCACCUGGACAGCGAGGGCUCAUACAGCCUGAUGCUGUCUGGAGCAGUGCCCGCAGAUCAGGGGAUGUAUGUCUGCACGGCCAGACAGUGGACCAGAGAACAAGGAGACUGGAAAAAGAUACAGGAGAAAACAGCAGUUAUGGGGGAUGUGACCGUCAUCCCAACAGCCAAAUCCCUCACUGUACAAGUUCUGGACAACACCAUCCUUGCUCAAGGAGAUCCUCUGAACCUCACCUGCUUGGUUUCUGCAGAUGACCUUGCUGUCCUAGGUCUUGAGGUGACAUGGCUGAUAAAUGCCACACAGAUUCUUACCCACUUCGGUCGAGAUGGAGUAGUAACCAAAACCUCGAAUGUGUUGAGCAUGAGCCAAGUUGGAGAAGGCGAUUUCACACUGGAGAUCCAAAGGGUUGAGCUAUCUGAUAUGGGACUCUACUCAUGCAGGGUAGGGGCCUGGGUACAACACAGCAAGGCAAACUGGUACCAAGCAGCAGAAAAGACCUCAACCCCAAUACAGGUGCUGGUCACUCUGAAAGAUCCCACUUUCACUGUGACUCUGGACUCUCCACGCAUAGCCCAGUACCCAGGUGAUCCCACAGAGCUCGUGUGUCAAGUGCGCAACAUUUCCCACCUGCGUGGUGAACGGCUGGGUGUUUCCUGGUUCUACUCAUCAUCCACUAACGAGCCACUUGCUAUUGCCUCGAUGGAUGCCAAUGGAGCUCUUAUGCCCGGUGAGAAGUACCAGAGCUCCAUUGAGGCGGGGCUUAUUGUGGUGAGCCGGGUGGAGCCAAUUGCUUUCAAGCUCCGCCUACUCCACACCACAAAUGUCGAUGCAGGCGAAUAUGCCUGCAGCAUCACAACAUGGACAACCACUCAUCAGGGCACCUGGAGAAAGUCAUCAGAUCAUCGAAGUCGCACACUGAAAGUCAGUCUGCCUUCCAAAAGCCCCGGCCUCAGCGUGGUAGCUCGCACUGUACGGCAGGCCAUAUCUAGUGGCUCCACCUUUGAGAUGAGCUGCCAAGCCAGGCCCAAAAACCUCAAGGAGGGUGUAGCCCUCUCCGUGCUCAUUUCCAUGCAGGAGGGCGUGGGCUCACCCAGCCACAAGUUGGCCUCCAUCAGUCCCGACCUGGUGUUCAAGGUGGAGGACCAGCACGAGCAUAGCAAGCAGGACAGCUUGAGCCUGGUGAAGACUGGCAGAGAGGAAUUCCUGUUCCGGAUCCGGGGAGUGCAGGCGACUGACCGCGGGUUCUACUCUUGUGAGGUCGUUGCGUGGAUCAUGCAAAAUGGGAGUAACUGGGUGGAGGUGGUGAAAGGAGAUUCGAAUAAGAUUCAGCUAACCUUCGAACACAAAAGACCUAUAUUCGAUCUGUCCAUAAAUGUAUUUACCACCAGUGUUCUUCCCUGGGAAACAGUUAAGAUGGAAUGUAUUGUGAGUGUUUUAGGCACACCUACCAACACAGAGGAUGUGGCAUAUGAAAUACGGUGGUAUCAGUCAUGGGGAUCCGACACCGUCACUUUGCUUGCCAGUAUGGAUCGCUGGGGCGUGGUGAAGAAGAGCCCUCGUAACGACAGCAGCGACUGCAGUUUGGAGCGACUGAGAGCUGAAAUGUUUGUCCUCAACAUUCACGGCACACAAGAGAGUGAUGCCGGCGAGUACUUCUGCACUGCUUCCCCUUGGAUGCGAUCAACCACGACAGGGGUCUGGAGCAGGGAGCUCGAUGUCACCUCCAAGAGGGUCUUCCUUCAUGUCAAGUUUGCAUUUUGGGAUUCAAUGAAGUUCCCAUUGCUGUAUGGAGCAUGUGCAUCCCUCUUUGUAGGACUCUUCUCCCUCAUUCUGGGACUCAUCUGUGCACAGUGCUGCCUCAGAGACACCACACACUCUCCACGCUCUCGUGUCAAGCUCAUGGACCUGGAGAUAGAUUGAUACACAUAUAACUGAACCAAUCAGUACUCCCAAGGAGAACAAUGGACCUACUACAAAAGUUUCUAUUAGGAAGAAAAUGUAUAAUGACCAAGUGUAUAAUGAACAAGUAUACUGAACAAGGAUGCAACAUAACAUUUAGCUCCAAAGGACAGAUUUGUCUCCAGGUUUUAUUACUACUAUGAAUUUAUUAAAUGUGGUGCUACAAUGUGAUUGAUCAUUUUAUAAGACAUGACACUAACUGAACAUAUUUAAACAUAUGUGGUUUUAAAAGUGAUAUUUCUGCCCAUGUGCCAUGACACAAACAGUGCACUGAUAAGUUAGUAUGAUCAACGGAGUAAAUGUGAGGUAUUCAAUGCAGUGCUUAAUACAGAGCUCUCAAGAUAUCUGGAUCUGGAGAACAUAAGUUACUUGGUUUAGGUGGGAUUGGAGCCACAACAAAACAGAUCAUUUAAAGAGGCCUUCAUUACUAGGCUGAAUACCUCCCGUUCUGACUGGCUAGCAUACUGUUUGAUGGACACAUAGUAACUAACAUAGCUAACCUAGUAGGUAUCUUACUAAGAGCAUUUUGAAAACAUUCACCAAUAGAUCGAUGGUUAAUGGAUGGCGAGAUUGCAGUUGUGCCUCAUACAACUUGGGUUAUUGUAUGGCCAGAUCAAAUUCCUCUAAAGGCACUUUUCCCCCAAUUACUUUUAAUUGCACUUUUUUUAGAAUUUGCAAAAUUGUAUUUUGUCAUUGUACAGUAUUUUGGAGUUUAUUAUGAGUGCCAGCAGGCACAGAUGAGUUUAAAUUGUGUAUGUUUCUUUUUCUGAAGUUGCAAUUAGAUUUGUUUUUCUAUGACACAGCUCGUGUAGUUAUAGUAAGUAUUUCUUAUCCAUUUGGGGGGGGGGUGUAUGUUGUCUUAUUGCAUUUUCUGUACUGCAGCACAUUAGAUUUGAUGAGUAGCUAACUACACUGGUGCAGCAAUAAAAAAUUAUAAUAGGCAUGCACUCAUUUUUAGGCUGCAUGAGCUAGCUAAGGUAUAGCAAGGAUGAUGGUUUAUAAGCCCUAUGUGUACGGCAGCAGAUCUCAUUUGAGAUCACAGUCUCAAUAGUGCUUUAAUUGGUGGACGUGACCAUAAAAUGCAAUAACAAGAAACGGUUAAAAUAAGCAUAAUAAUUAAGAAAAGAUAAAAUGGGAAACACAAAAAAACACAAAUAUGUAAACAUUGCAAACAUUACGAAGAUUCUAAAAAUUUCAAAGCCAAGUUAAAAUGUUUAUUUAAACUGCUAAGGAUUUGUUAUUGAAAAACUUUUAUUUUAUCGGGAUAAAGUGAUUUGAACUGAUUUCAACUAAUAAAAAAUUAGUUUUGGUGUAAACAAGCAAAAAAGUAUUUCCCCUAUAAUGUGUAACAUCCUGGGCAUAUUAAAUAGGCAAACCUCUGAAUAUUAAAGCUAACUAGCCUUCUUUCAGAUUCACAUUCACAACAAGAGUGAUAUGUGCACUUUUUCUUGUAAUAAAAAUAUUUUACUUUGAUGUAGACCACAUGCUAUUGCCUAUUGUCAAUGAAGUCUUCAACCAGUAGCUCAAGGUCAUGUCAAGUGCCUAGCUGGUUUUGAAGGCAUGCCAGGAAAAGGCCCGAUACUGUAUGACCAGAGUGUUUCAGAGUAUGACUAAUUGCAUCUUAGUCAUCCUCCUUUAAAACACAAAAUCCUCCAUCUAAUGUCAUUUGUUCAGGGUACAGACUAUGACAGUAUGGCAGCAUGGCAGUUUGUUUUUAAUAUCCCUGGACCCCAGAGGAUGUAUAAACAUUCAUGAGUCUCAGCAUUUCAUGUCAACAUAAUGGAGGAAUCACUGCAAAGGACAGUCAUCCUUCUAGAAGAACGUAGAGUAAAGAUGGCUGACUGCCUAAGAUUUCUCAGAGGGCGGGAAGACCAGCUUUUCGGCUCCAGCACAGGGAUCAUCAGAUGCUAUAAGGAGGACAAGAGGUAAUCCUGUAUGUGUGCCAAACUUACAAAUUCUAUUCAGAAGCAUCUGUUGGGCAGACUUUCAAUAGGGGCACCUGCCUUUUUGAAAGCAUUUGGAUUAAACAUUGAUGAGACGUUUUACACAGAGAAUAUUAAUUUUUCAUCAGAUAUAUUACUGGCAAAUAUUUUGUCUUGGUACAACUUGCAACUCAGAGUUAAGAAAGCUUUUAUGAAUCUGAGCAAGUCACUUGCUAGAAGCAAGUCAUGCAACAAACUAGAGUGUCAGUGUGAGCUUGUAGGCACAGACUGGACAUGUGGUUAAAAGUAACAGAUUAAUUGGUUGUUUUUUCAUCUAAUAAUUGAUCCAGGAAGUUUAAUUAAAGUGGCAGAAAUGACUUGGUGACAGCUAGAAGGAGAGAUUUUGUGGCAUUAUUGAUUGGACUCUCAUGUGGACUGAUAUCGACCUGACCUGAAGUAUGCAGGGACCAUGUACCACCAACUUUGAUCUGCAACAGUCAUUUGGUAGAGGACACCACUAGCCUGCUCUCAAGGCCGUCCCCUCGGAGCACCUCAACAGUCUGUUAAGGUUUCUGGACCACCACAGUCUCACCUGGCCAGUGAAAGUGAGCUAGUCCCUAUGGACACCGACAGUCUGAUGCCCCGC
Messenger RNA from Electrophorus electricus (electric eel), 5724 nucleotides. It is a transcript of the gene ptgfrnb, whose product is annotated as prostaglandin F2 receptor inhibitor b. The record is from RefSeq and is a predicted model, not a curated record. NCBI's taxonomy places the organism in Eukaryota, Metazoa, Chordata, Actinopteri, Gymnotiformes, Gymnotidae. Gene Ontology annotation, cellular component: membrane.